This is a messenger RNA of Sinocyclocheilus rhinocerous, 3982 nucleotides long. RefSeq names its product phosphatidylinositol-4-phosphate 3-kinase catalytic subunit type 2 gamma (gene pik3c2g). Gene Ontology annotation, biological process: cell migration; phosphatidylinositol-mediated signaling; phosphatidylinositol-3-phosphate biosynthetic process. The record is from RefSeq and is a predicted model, not a curated record. NCBI's taxonomy places the organism in Eukaryota, Metazoa, Chordata, Actinopteri, Cypriniformes, Cyprinidae. The coding region runs from base 299 to 3595 and encodes 1098 amino acids. The transcript has 28 exons. Gene Ontology annotation, molecular function: 1-phosphatidylinositol-3-kinase activity; 1-phosphatidylinositol-4-phosphate 3-kinase activity. Gene Ontology annotation, cellular component: phosphatidylinositol 3-kinase complex; plasma membrane; cytoplasm.
CUAAAGUAACUUCCAUACGAGAUGAAAGGAGCGGCGCGCUGAGCGGGAGCAAUGCUAGGCGUAGAGUAGAGAAACUUCACCUAAAGUAUCGAUCCGAUACCAAUACUAGCGUUGAUUACGAUUGAUCUUCCCACACCUGUUGUGAAGGUUUCGGGAGUAAGCUGCUGGAUUCACUCUUAUGAAUGAUCAGAUGGUGAGAGUAUUUAACACCGGCCUGUCAGCAAUGACCUGAAACCGGACUCGAGCAUUUCUCAUGACACAAUCCUCUGAGAGAUCUGCCUUUACAUGCUGAGAUCCGAUGGAUCCAUGUCAAGACCCCGCCGGGAGACCCGAGGGUCCUGUGUUUCUGGGAUGGGAUGGUCCUGUCUUCUCAGAGCAGGAUUAUCUGGAUUUAUACACAGCCCUUUCUGACUCCGCAGCCGAUCAGAGGAAUCAGGAGCAGGUGAAGAACGAGGAACCCGCUGCAGGAUCAGAGCUGAAGCAACCUGUUCCACACAGUGACCGCAGUAACAUGGACGCUUGGAGCAUCACUUUAAUUGAUUCCACACAAGGCAGUAACAGCAGAACUGCAUCGCUCUGCGUGUCAACAUCGCAACUGCUCUCAGAAUACAGGCUCAAUCAUGACGAGGUUAACUCGAGCGUGGUGUGGGCCCGCGUGGCCCCUGUGCACGCGUCUCUCCUGGAGUCCGCUGAACUUCUCUUCAAUGUGUCUGUUCCCUGGCUGCCCGUGGAACUGCCGUACAGAAGCAGAUUGAACAGCACAGCCCAGGAGCUGAUGGAGGCGGUGCUGGUGACUCUAGAUCAUUCUGCCUCUGUCAGUGGACAAUACCUGAUGAAACUCUGCGACUCAGAGGAGUAUCUCAGAAGCGAUGAAAUCCUGGGAUUAUAUGAACGCAUCCAGGUGUAUGAGAAGUUUGCUUUGGAUGUUCCAGUGAGGAUGGUGCUCAAGGACUCCGCUGACAAAACACUGACACGAGAUGAGGAAGACGACCGCCAGAUGUUUCAUUUUAAUCAAGUCCUCGCUUCUGCUUGUGCAUUCAGCACUUUAAGGUCGGGUCUGCAGGAGAAACUGUGCAUCUACAGCCAGGCAGUACACAAGCUCUUGAGAAGCUGGUGUGAUGUCGGUGCGAGGGAGGUUGUGGAGAGCGUUCAUGCCGUGUGUGAACAGCUGUGUGGCGUCACUACAGCAGAUCUGGAGGACGCCGUCGGGCGGAUCCAGUGCUACGCUCCAGUCACACUGACUCCAGUCGAAAUGUGUGACUGUGAAACUGCUGUAGUCAUGCUCCAUCACGCUCUGCUGAAGCUGCUCCACAUUUUCUUCACAAACUUUGAUUUGGACUUCAGAGGACAGGAGGACCAUCCGAAUCCACCAGCAGCAGACGUCAAGCACAGCAGCUGCAUGCUGCAAGUCAACCUGACGUGCCUCUACAGACUGCUGCCGGGCUGGAUAAACAGUUACGAUCACUUGAGCGUGAGCUGCUCGCUCACAUACUGCGGCAGGAAUCUGACUGAACCUGUGCUGUCUGAGAACAUCAGCACGUCCCUGCAACUCAGCUGCAAGAUCCAGUGCAACCGUCUAUUGGUGUUUCCCGUUCCAGUACAGGAGCUUCCAUAUGAAUCAAUGUUGUCUUUUCAUCUACUGGGCUCGAAACAGGCCAAACACCCCGAGCUCCUGUGCUGGGCGGUCCUUCCUCUUUUUAACAACAGGACUGCGGUUCAUGGCACGGUUCUGCUCAGUAUGUCCACACAGGUGUUUCCCGUCUGUCCUCCGUCACCGGCGCUGAGCGACGGCCAUCGACAGCCCACUGGAGUCAUUCUACAGAUGGAUUUCCCGGAGUCUGAGCAGUGGCGAUAUGAGCGAGCGGCGGCUCGGCCCGAAGCAGUCCUGGAGUCGGCGCUGUGUGAAGAGCUGCAGAAGAGAGUGACAGAAGUGUGUCAGAAACACAGCCUGUCGCUCAUGACUGACAACGAGAAGGCCUUCCUGUGGAGCAAGCGGCACAUCUGCAGCCAGAGGAACUCACGCCUGCACUUGGUUUUGGGCAGCGCGUCGCAGUGGAGACCGCAGAACCUGCCGGAAAUAUACUCCGUCCUGGAGCGCUGGAGCCCCGUGAGCGCUGAGGAGGCCCUGUUCCUCCUGAGUGAUGAGUUUCAUGACCAGCGCGUGCGUUCAGUGGCGGUGCAGUGUUUCCAGCAGAUGUGUGACAGUGAGCUGGAGGAGUUUCUGCCGCAGCUGGUGCAGGCUCUGAAGAUGGAGUGGGAAAUUGACGGGCCAUUGAUGAAGCUUCUGCUCUCCAGAUCUUUGCACUGCAUCCGUAUCGCUCAGCAGCUGUACUGGUUACUGGUGGACGCUCUGGACGACUGGCUCUAUAAGAGUUGGAUGAAUAAGGUUCUGUCGGCGCUGAAGCACUGCUGUGGUCGCGCUCUGAGACACGAGCUUCAGCGCCAGAGCAGACUGGUGGAUCUUCUCACUCAAGUGGCAGAGAAAAUCCGCACAGCUGACAAAAACAAGAGAAAGGACGUGUUUCGCCGAGAGAGAUGGAAGAUUGUGAGCUUUUUUGCUGAUGGACAGUCCUGCAGGCUUCCAUUAGAUCCAGCGGUCGUGGUCAAAGCUGUGAAUAUUGAGUCUUUUAAGGUUUUUAAUUCAAACGCAGCGCCCAUGGAAGUGUCCUUCAUCACGGCCGACCCGCUGGGCCAGAACUACAGCCUCAUCUGCAAAACUGGAGAUAACCUGCGGCAGGACAUGCUGGUGCUGCAGAUCGUGCGUCUUCUGGACCGCAUGUGGAGACAGGAGGGACUGGACAUGAGGAUGGUCACGUACAGAUGCAUUUCUACUGGACGAGAUCAAGGUUUAGUGGAAGUGGUGCGUGACGCCGUGACGCUGGCGAAGAUUCAUCAGGAGUGGGGUCUGUCUGGAGCGCUGAGGGAAGACACCUUAGAGAAAUGGUUUCAUAUGAGGAACAAGACCAAAGAGGACUACGAGAAGGUCACACACACACACACACACACUCACGCACACACACACAUACAUACACGCAGGAGAGCCGGACUGAUCUGGUCUUUGUCCUGUUCUAGGUUCCCGAGCUGGUUUAACAUGUCCUUUACACCGGGCCGGAAGAUGUCUCUGCUGAACAAGUAUCUGAAGGAGCUGUUUGAAGGACCCUGCAAAGGGAACGAAUACGUCUGCAGCCUGUUUCUGGACGGACCAAACGCUGCGGUCAAGUCAGAAACAGACGCUCAUGUCCGACCGCAGAUUCAGCUCUACCUGUCUUAUAAAGACUAUAAGUUAUCUGUGAUGAUAAAGCAUUUGAAAAAUAUCAGGCUGUCUAACGGCUCGUGCCCGGAUGCAUAUGUGGUCACGCGACUGAGACCUGACCCGCAGGACAAGACCAAGAGGAAGACCAAAGUGGUCCGCAGCAAUGACAAUCCCACGUUCAAUGAACUGAUCGAGUACAGGAACAUGCACAACCUCCACGGACACGUGCUGGAGGUGACGGUGAAGAGCAGGAAGACCUUUGUAGCGGCUACAAACGUGGUUCUGGGAGAGAGAGUUCUGGACCAGGAGAAGUGGUUUCCUCUGGGCUUCUCGGCCGUUUAAAGCAUUACUGAAGCACUCGAGUGAACAUGAAGGCUGUGUCACAGAACCAUCAGCGAUGCACUUCUGAUGGAGAUCACGGAGUAUGGAGGACAAAUGUUGAUCAGUAUUAAUGGAGCUCAUUAAUGAAGAACGGUUUAGAUGCCAGGCCUGGUUUCUCCUCCACGGUCACCUGACGGAGUUUGGGUUUCUCGUCUCGCUCAUCAGAGACAUAAAGACUGUCACGGUCCUAUUCUCUGUAGAGCUGUACUUGAAGUUAUAUUUGAAACGACAGAUGUCUAAAACUGAACUUGGUGAUACUGUGAAGCCGCUUUGAAGCAAUUGCUAUUGUAUGAAGUGCUAUAUUAAUGAAACCUGAAAAAUAUAAAUGGGGUUUAAGAUCUUUUUAGU